Messenger RNA from Fonsecaea pedrosoi CBS 271.37, 1251 nucleotides. RefSeq lists its product as uncharacterized. Gene Ontology annotation, biological process: lipid catabolic process. The transcript has a single exon. The coding region runs from base 1 to 1251 and encodes 416 amino acids. Lineage: Eukaryota; Fungi; Ascomycota; Eurotiomycetes; Chaetothyriales; Herpotrichiellaceae. The record is from RefSeq and is a predicted model, not a curated record. Gene Ontology annotation, molecular function: triacylglycerol lipase activity.
AUGUCUGUUUGUGGUCUGUUGUUUUGUUUUGCUGCACUCCCAGCCACAUCCCUUUCAUUGUCUUCUGAGGAUACAUUCUACACUGCUCCUACCAACUAUGAAUCCGCCGCACCAGGAACAAUCUUGCGGAUGCGCGAGGCAACAGGAAAUCUAACAUCGAUCUACAAUCUCAGUUCAUCAGCGUACAAUAUCCUCUUUCGCACCACCGAUGCACAAUAUCAGCCAUCGUGGGCAGUGACAACUUUAUUCGUACCUUCAAAUUUCACCAACAACUCCGAAGGUGACGCCCUCCUAUCUUACCAAAUUCCUUACAACACCGCGGACGUGAACCACAGUCCCAGCUAUGUGCUUGGAUCCGAGCUGGCAACAGGCCUAGUCCUUUCGGACAUCAACUCUGCACUCAGCCAUGGCUGGUUCGUCAGUGUACCCGAUUUUGAAGGUCCCUUGGCAUCGUUUGGGUCAGGAGUCGCGGAAGGACACGCCACGCUUGAUUCAGUUCGAGCUGUGCUGUCUUCAGGAUUUGGUCUUUCUCCCAAUGCACGAUAUGCCAUGUGGGGAUACUCAGGAGGAUCGAUCGCGAGCGAAUGGGCAGCAGAACUUCAAGUCCAAUAUGCCCCGGAACUCAACUUCAGCGGCGUUGCACUGGGUGGCCUGGUCCCGAACGGCACGAGCAUUCUACACACCAUUGACGGGACGCCGGCGGCAGGAUUGAUCCCUUCGUUUCUCCUCGGCGUGGUGAAACAGUAUCCUGCAGCGUUCCAGGCCUUGACCAGCAACCUGAGACUCUCUGGCCCUCACAAUGCAACAGGGUUCUUGGCCGUUCAAAACAUGUCGUAUCUGGAGGCGGCAGUCGCCUUCAUGAACCAGAGCAUCCUCGCCGACUAUUUUGUCAAUGGCACGGCUUUCCUCCAGCAGCCGGUCGUCCAGAGGGUAUUCAACGUCGACGGACUGAUGGGCUAUCAUGGUGUCCCGCAAAUGCCAAUGUUUAUCUACAAGGCAAUUCAGGACGAAUACAGCCUGAUCAGUGAUACCGACACUCUUGUCAAUAGAUACUGCGGCGCAGGGGCCAAUAUCUUAUACCAGAGAAAUAGGGCAGGUAAUCACCUCGACGAAGAGACAAAUGGAGAUGGACGGGCUUUCGACUGGUUGGAAGCAGUAUUGAACGGGACGCUCACGAUGCAGCCAGGAUGCACGGUUCAGAAUGUGACGGUCAAUAUCACCUCACAUGCUCCGUUUGCGCUGCCACCCUGA